UCACAAGUCUACGAACGCCCGCCCGCCAAUGACGACGGCGUCGAGACGCGAGUCGUUCGCGGCCGCGCACGGGGCGGCGCCGCCCGCCUGCUGCUCGAUGCUCGUGCUCCAUCCCCUCACGCACGCGACCUGCCCAUCCCAAAUUAGGCAGCCCGUAACUGGCAUGCGCGCGCGCGCGAGGUUCACUCCACGCCUCUCCUUUCCUCGCGCGCUUGCACACUCCUGUGAUUAUAAUGGGAAGUGGUCAGAGACGAGACCGAGGAGCUAGGCUAGGCCGCAGAGCGCCGAUGGAUCUCAAGGAAGGAAGGCAGGCGAGCGGUGGCAGGGCGGGCGGCCCCCCGUCGCGCCUGACGUGCAACAUGGGGCGCCCGCGCCGCGUGUCCUUCGCCGUCGACGGCCCGCCCCAACCGCAGACGGCCACCUGCUGCACGGCGCUGCAGAGGGGCUUCGCGCCCGACAGCCGCGUGCAGGCGCGGUACGCGCCCGUGCGGACGCCCGCCUCGGCGGCGCUGACGCAGGUGGGCGAGGACGACGACCGCCAGCCGCAGUCCGCCAAGAACCCCGGCGGCGGCGGAGGUGCCGAGGAGAUGGUCGCGGCGGCGGGGGCGGUCCGCAUGUGGAAGUCCGCGGUGGAGGACGUGGACGUGGCGCAGCUCGCCGAGACCCCGCGGCUCCGGCGCAGCGGCGGCGUGCGCCGGGACUGGAGCUUCGAGAACCUCCACGCGGGCAAGAACGCCGCCGCCUAGCUCCCUCGAUCGUCGCCUCUGCAUAGGUAGCCAGCCUGCAGCAGCCCCACGCAAGCACACCCCGGGCGAUCUGAUGAAUACAAAAUUUAGCCAUCAUCAUUGUUCAAUGCAAAUACUAAUCCCAUCCGUUCUAACUAAUCAAGCUUCUCCCUAGACGUCCACACAGGCUGCAGUAAGAACAUCCAAAAUGUCAUGCAAAUUACUCGAUUUGAAACCUGCUGACCAUGAUUGGCUGUCGCAAAAUUUGUACAUAUUCAAGUACUAUGUAAUGUUUUUGUCCAGUGGGGUGUAUAUAUUUAUCACCGUAAAAAGG
Molecule: messenger RNA, 1059 nt
Organism: Panicum hallii
Lineage: Eukaryota; Viridiplantae; Streptophyta; Magnoliopsida; Poales; Poaceae
Exons: 1
Coding region: 234-746 (170 amino acids)
Source: RefSeq, a predicted model, not a curated record